AUGGAUUUUACAAAAACAUCUGUAAGAUUUUUCUUUGUCUUAAUAUUGACAAUUUCGUCAUCUAACGUCAACAUUUUGGCCAAACCGGCAAUCGAUCAAGCAAGUUACAAUUGCAUUGGGCCAUGUAUGAGAUUUUACGGAAAUAUGAAAUGUUACAAUGACUGCAUAAGUAAACAUUACGACGGAGGACAGUGUGAUUCAACAAGAGGUGGAAAGUUUCCACAAUGUUGUUGCUAUAAUUAUAAAAAUUGA
Eutrema salsugineum is the source of this 252-nucleotide messenger RNA. RefSeq names its product putative defensin-like protein 62. The record is from RefSeq and is a predicted model, not a curated record. The transcript has 2 exons. The coding region runs from base 1 to 252 and encodes 83 amino acids. Lineage: Eukaryota; Viridiplantae; Streptophyta; Magnoliopsida; Brassicales; Brassicaceae.